GCGGUUCAAAAAAUCGACCGUUGUGUUGUCGAAAAUCAGUGUUUCUUACUUUCUUUCAGGACUAAAGUUAUUGUUUUUAAGGUUCUGCUAUUAUUAUUUCGAAAGAAAGUACCAAAAUGUCGCAGCAACAAACUAAAAACUGCAUUACCCUUCGUGGUUCUGCUCAAAUUAUUUGCGAGUAUCUGAACUUUGCAAUCAACUCAGUCCUUUUCCAACGAGGUCUGUACCCACCAGAGAUGUUCAAGGCAGAGCAGCAGUACGGGAUUACAUUGUUGAUAUCUGAGGAUCCUCAAAUUAAAAGCUUCCUGACCAAUCUUUUGAAGCAAAGUGAAGAAUGGAUUAUCAACAAAAAAGUAAGCAAGCUGUCCUUGAUUAUAUUAAACGUAGCAAACAAAGAAGUCUUGGAGUGCUGGGAUUUUAACGUUCAGUACGAAGAAGGUGACAUAGCAUUAUCUAAGGAGAAAAACGAGACCGUAGGCAGUAAAGAUUUGAAGAAAAUACAGCAGGAAAUCAGGGAUGUGAUGUUACAAGUUGCAGCCACAAUAUCGUACCUACCAUUCUUAGACUGUCGGUGUUCGUUCGAUGUGCUAGUUCAUGCCAAAACGGACUGCGAUGUACCGGAGAAAUGGGCAGAAGCGGAACCAGUGUCGAUAGCCAACGCGCAGAAUGUUCAGCUCAAAACAUUCACGACUAGUUUACAUAAAAUGGAAACGGUUGUUAGUUAUAAAUUAGCUGAUUAAGAUAUUUAUUGUUUUAUAACAAUAAUUAAGUUGUUUAUUUGCUCUUGUAAACUGAAAAGAACUUACCGAAUUAUGUAAGUUCCUAAGUUUAGGAAGCAAAUUUUUGUACCUAUUUUGAGCAUUGCUAAAAGCUAUACUGCAUAAAGAUGGAGUUUCCACUUUGUACCUGUCUAUUUAAAUGCAGUUUUUAGCAACUAAAAUUGGAUUUUCUAAUGAAACCAAUCAUUAAAGCAAGUUGCUGUAAGUCAGAUAAUCACAACAAGGGAUACUUGUCAUAUGACUUUUUAAUUUACCUGCCAUUAUCAUACAUAAUCUCAACAUGAGAAAGACAGAUUGAUCAAAAAUGUAUGUCAGUUCCUUAGUCUCUGUCACAUAGUAAGUUCCGCUUGGCGCGGUGUGAGCACAGUUUGACGAUUUCAUACAAUUUUCUUGCCUUGUUUUAAUGGUGAUAAUUGCUCGGUCCUAUAAUAAUACAACCAUGAUGUGGUGAUGAUGAUGUGGUCUAGUCUCGUGACGUAAUAACGUCAAGAGACGAGACCACAUCGCACCUUCGGUAGAACAAGGGCACAAUUGCACUUUUUGCAAUUUUACAGGAGAGCUAUUAAUUAUUAGCUACACAUUUUUAAAGUAUUUCUGCAUACUUAACUCAUUUUUGCAAUUUUUGACAAUUGUGCCCUUGUUCUACCGAAGGUGCGACAUCCCAUCGAGAAUCGCCCAGAAACCGUGCGACUUAUGGUUUAUUCCCGUUGUCUCCACUAUUUUCUUUUAUUAAAUAAUUGAAAUUUAUUAGCUUUUUAUUCCUGUUGAAUCCGCCUCGCCGGCCGGAGGAGUGGAGGACAACGGGAAUAUUUUUUUAAAUUAUUUAACAAAAUAAAUUGGUAGGGACAAACCUUGUGGGGAUGCCCGGACGAUGUGAAUAAACCCCGAUUAUCACUGCUUAUACAAGUUCUAAUACCUGUGUGAAGUGGUUAAACAUACGAACUGUAUAAUGUUACGUUUAUAAUAACAUUGUUAUUAUUAAUUUUGCAAUCGUCGCGUUCGCACCAAAUGUUGUACUCUCCCGCAGUCACACUAUUUGACAGAGGCUUUAGAUCAGACAUAGGUACUGUACUGGUGGCUUAUCCAGCUUUUGUAAAUAUGUAGCUGAACUGAUUUGGUCAAAUAGACAUGUUCCUUAUACCAACCAACUGCAACAUAAGUAAAUUUUGCCUUUGAUACUAUGGCCAGAGUAAAUACAAAUG
Molecule: messenger RNA, 1981 nt
Organism: Ostrinia nubilalis (European corn borer)
Lineage: Eukaryota; Metazoa; Arthropoda; Insecta; Lepidoptera; Crambidae
Gene: mad2
Product: mitotic spindle assembly checkpoint protein MAD2A
Exons: 3
Coding region: 117-740 (207 amino acids)
Biological process (GO): mitotic spindle assembly checkpoint signaling
Cellular component (GO): nucleoplasm; kinetochore; cytoplasm
Source: RefSeq, a predicted model, not a curated record